AUGUCAAGAAGUUUGUUCCUUAGUAUUGUUGAUGCAGUGAAAGAUCAUGACUAUUACUUCCAACGACGAAGUGAUGGACUUGGUAGAAUGAGAUUAUCAUCGUUACAGAAAGUAACAGCUGUUUUUCGCAUGUUGGCAUACGGUCUACCAGCUGAUGCUACAGACGAAUACAUUAAAAUAGGUGAGUCAAAAGCAACUGAAAGUAUGAUAAAAUUUUAUCUUGCUAUGGGGGAGAUAGUCGCAGAGCGGUAUCUACGAACACCUAACGCUAAUGAUAUUGCUAGGCUACUCUAUAUUGGACGUAAUGGAUCACCAACUAUUAUCCUUGAAACUAUAGCAGAUUAUGAUCUUUGGAUAUGGCACGCAUAUUUUGGUAUGUCGGGCACCAAUAAUGAUAUCAAUGUGCUGGAAUCAUCUAAUUUUUUCUCUAAUCUUGCUCAAGGUACUGCUCCUCCCGCUCACUAUGUUAUUCAAGGAAAAGAGUAUAAUGUGGGUUAUUAUUUAGCUGAUGGUAUAUAUCCAAAAUGGGCUACUAUUGUACAAAUAAUCCAACAGCCACAAGGUAGGAAGAAAAAAUAUUUUGCCAUGAAACAGGAAGCAUGUAGAAAAGAUGUAGAACGUGCGUUCGGCGUUCUCCAAUCUCGAAUUGCAAUUGUGGCAGGAUCAGCACGUUUUUGGAAAAAAUAUGUAUUACAUGAUAUAAUGAGUGCAUUUAUUAUUAUGCACAAUAUGAUAAUCGAGGAGAACGUGAUCUUUAUGCACCAAUUUAAGAAGUGA
Messenger RNA from Asparagus officinalis (garden asparagus), 777 nucleotides. RefSeq lists its product as uncharacterized. NCBI's taxonomy places the organism in Eukaryota, Viridiplantae, Streptophyta, Magnoliopsida, Asparagales, Asparagaceae. The transcript has 2 exons. The record is from RefSeq and is a predicted model, not a curated record. Bases 1 to 777 code for a protein of 258 amino acids.